Molecule: messenger RNA, 1027 nt
Organism: Solea senegalensis (Senegalese sole)
Lineage: Eukaryota; Metazoa; Chordata; Actinopteri; Pleuronectiformes; Soleidae
Gene: noxred1
Product: NADP-dependent oxidoreductase domain containing 1
Exons: 4
Coding region: 1-714 (237 amino acids)
Biological process (GO): L-proline biosynthetic process
Molecular function (GO): pyrroline-5-carboxylate reductase activity
Source: RefSeq, a predicted model, not a curated record
AUGUUUUUGUUUGGUUUUUUUACUAUGCACUUUUAUUUUGAAAUGUGUAACUCGGAAGUUGUAGGUGUUGGCAUGGCAACAGAACGGGGAAACUUUGUAAGUUCUGGUAAAGCUUGUCAGUACUCACCGCCGCACUCUCUGGCAAUGGUCGACGUAACUGCAAAGCUGAGCAGUUUAUCUUUUGAGUCUGGACUCAGUGAAGAGGAGAAAAAGUUACUUCACCUCCGAGCACGCGCGGCAGGACUGACGUUUUGCGGGUGCGCGCACGCUCCUUACCUGUGCAAGGUCAUGCGCUCACUGAGGUUGCGUCACACUGUGGCACCAGCAGAGGGCGCUGUCGUCUGUGUGGGGAUACGCGGAGCUGGACAACUGGGAAAACAGCUGCUUCUCUCCCUCUUGGAAACUACUGGCAUUAAACCAUCACACAUUAAGGUCUCCACCAGAACACCCGAGUCCGCAGUGAAAUGUUCCCAGACUGGUGUGGAGUGUUUCUUUGACAAUGGCAGACUGGCAGCGUGGGCAGACGUUGUGUUCCUCUGCUGUCUGCCCUCUCACCUGCACACAGUCUGUGCUGACCUCCUCACUCGUCUGUCAAAACACUGUCUCAUCUACAGCUUCAUCUCUGCUGUGCCUGUCACCAGGUGGGAUUUCUCUGAGUGUGAACUGGGUGUGUGCAGUGCUGUACAGCACCUCUGCCGGUCUGAGAUCCAGUGAAGCCCUCUCACUCAUCAACAGCCUCUUCAAUGAAAACUCAGCGGACACUGUGCAAUUAAAUGCACAAAGUUUUAUCAGUUCAUCUGCUGCGUCUUCCCUUCUUGGAGAUGAGUGAGUACAGUUGUGAACAAGAAUACUGCACACCCUUAUCAAAGUUUAAAUUGCUUUUCCCCCCUCUCUCAAAGGCCUUUUCCCUGGUUUUCUCUCACUGAUUCUCAGACCAAAGAGACACCACUGCUGAGGUUCCUAUCAAGCAAUAAAAGUAUGCAGCAGUGCAUCCCUGCAGUGCAUAAAUCACUGAUGGUGACACCAC